CGUAGCGGGGAAUGCUGUGACGCAGUGUGACAGUAAAGGAAAAGCUAUAUGAAUGUGAAAUUGUGAACCGCACAUGAACGCGAUUCAGGAAUUUAUGAUUUUAGGUGUAACGGAUAGUGGCCGCUCCAAUAUUGUUUCGCGAAACUGUUUUGUGUGACAUCGGUAGAAAUGUAGUUCGUGUUAUUUAAAGAACAUUUUGUGAUUUAAUUGUACAUACACAUUUGUUUUAUUAACCAAGGUUAAUAAUAAACUCAUUUAUUCCAUGACUUCCCCACCAAACAAUACGUUAACAGAAAAUGACAGUAUUAGAUACAGAAGAAGACGCGGAUAAACGUUCAGUUCCCCCUAGAAAGAAAUUUUGCUUAGCCCUUUCUGGUCGUGAACGUACAAUUUCUAACAUCUCUCAGGCUUCCCAGACAACAGUUAAGGAGAGCCUUCUGAACAGAGAAACUUUUACAUAUAGUACAAGCAAAAUGUUGAAUGGCUAUCGCAAUCAGCUUAGCAAUCAUCAGGAUGGAAGUUAUGAUGUAUCGAACAGUGGUACAGAAGGAUUGAGAAUAGCUACCUUGUGUAAUUUAGGAAAUACAUGUUUCUUAAACAGUGUAAUAUAUACUUUAAGAUUUGCACCAUCCUUCCUACAUAAUUUGCACCAUUUAGCCACUGAUUUGUCUAAUGUAAAUGAUAAACAACUUCAAACUAAAAUGAAAUCAUCAUCUUUGGGUAGGACUGGCAUGUCGCUUACGUCGAGCGGCAGUCGUAGUUGGAGUAGCAAAGAUUUGUUAGCUUUGGCUGGAUCCACUGGAGAUAGCAGUAAACAUAAAAUACAAAUAGCUACCGAAAAAUUACACGAAUUGUUUAUAGCGUUACGUGCAUCCGAAGCAAGAGAAAAUAGCGAACCGUAUCAACCAGAUGCAUUUUUACAAGCACUUAGAGACGUAAAUCCUAUUUUUGAAGGGAACCAGCAGCAAGAUGCUCACGAACUUUUAGUAUGUUUACUUGAUAACAUCAGGGAAACAUUUCAGUUGUUGGUCAGGCAUAGGGAGAGUCAGUUUGGUCAAAACAGUGAUGGAUUAACGGACUUCUCCACGGAACAUUUAGCGAACAUACAGUCAAAAAGUAGCAAUUCCAGCAAGAGAAGCAUCUGCAAAUCUAGGAAAAAAAAGAAGAUAACAACGGUAGGGAGUUCGUCGUGUAUUGUACAGUCGAAUUUAAACGGGGUGUCAGCAUCCUCCAGACCAUAUGAAAACGGUCACGCUGAAUUUUUGGAAAGCAACGGAGAUAUUAGUAGUCGUAGACCGGAAAGCAAGAAGUGCUUCAUUUCCGAGGAUUUCGAAGGAGUUAGUCUUUUGCAAACCACAUGCCUUGAGUGUGAACACGUCACGGAAAGAAAAGAAACAUUUUGCGAUAUAUGUGUGCCUAUUGAUAUCGACCGAUCGAACGAAACAGACGAAGAAGUAAGAUCGAUGGAUAGCAGCGAAGUAUAUAAACGUGCAGUAGUUACUAGCGAACUUCUUUGGGGCAGAGAUAAAUAUUGGUGCGCCAGUUGCCUUCGAUACAACGAAGCUCGAAGGGCUGUAUGUUUUCCAUCCUUACCGAGACUUCUCAUACUGCAACUGAAGAGAUUCUCCACCGCAGCCGGGUCAAUGGAAAAAAUUAAUAACCACAUGCCAACGCCAUUAACCUUGCAAUGUUUCUGCGAAGAAUGCAACAACGAUCAGACUCGCGGGGGCACAGGGGGCAAAUCAGAAUCCCGUCACGUGUACAAGCUGUAUUCCGUCAUUAUGCACCAGGGUGCAACGAUGACGGCCGGUCACUACGUCGCUUACACUCGAUUACCUGAUGAAUCUGCGUUCGCGGAGUACUUCCAAUGCGAUCGAGACAGCAAGCGACAAACUUCUAGUCAGAGUAGUAGCGGUACAAGUACAAACUCAUCCUCAUCCGACAAAGCAUCCGGUAUAUUAAAGUACUUCAGAAGCAAACCGAGUGCUAGCGAAACCAAGGAGCAAUUAAUAAGGGUCGGUUGCCGUAGCAUGGAUUGCUGCGGCAUACGUCGUCACAAACACCCUAGCACAUGGCUGGAAUGCGACGACGAAGCGGUACACGUAAUCCCGUUACGGGAAUUGGAAGAUAAAUUAGCACCAAAUCCGCGAAAUUCUGCUACCCCUUAUCUCUUGUUCUAUGUGAGGUCCAUGACGUAAACAGUAUUUUCCUCGUAGAAAUGUAUUAAAAUAUCGAAACUAAAAGUGCAUCGGGCCUCGUUUAUUCCCUGCUAAUGACUGCUCUGUGAUGUCAUACACAUUCCAAAAUCUGUUUACUCUGUAUGUACUACGUUGGACUUAGACGAGCGUGUAUAAUUUCCUAGAGAAUAAAUUUCUGUAUUCGAAACUCGUUUGAAGGUUUAGAGUCUGGUAGUCGAGAAACGCGCGAUAAGUUCUUCGGUUCGAACGAUGAUGCUGAUCGGGUCUUAACUAUCGGUAUUCACGAAAUGUCAAUUUGUAUUUAGACGAUUAAUGUUAGUUGGACGUGGAGCAUUUUAUUUUUAACCUGUCACUGUGAAAAUAAAAGUGUGUAUUCUUCAUUUUAUUUCCUUCUUCUUUUUAGCUCGUAGGCAUUUUCGGAUUAAACCAAUGGAAUACUAAUGAU
Molecule: messenger RNA, 2643 nt
Organism: Colletes gigas
Lineage: Eukaryota; Metazoa; Arthropoda; Insecta; Hymenoptera; Colletidae
Gene: Usp1
Product: ubiquitin carboxyl-terminal hydrolase 1
Exons: 7
Coding region: 297-2198 (633 amino acids)
Biological process (GO): protein deubiquitination
Cellular component (GO): cytosol; nucleus
Molecular function (GO): cysteine-type endopeptidase activity; cysteine-type deubiquitinase activity
Source: RefSeq, a predicted model, not a curated record